AUGCCUCAUCGCUGCGCUUUUGGAUGUAAAAACACCAACAGUGGUGUGGUGAUGCAUAUGUUUCCAAAUCCAAAAAGAUUUCCUGAGCACUUCCAUGCAUGGGUAAGUCUUCUUGGAGGAAAGUUUGGAAAAUUAUCAGAUCAUGAAAUCUACUUAAGAAAGAGGAUUUGUGAUAUACAUUUCACUGAUGCACAUAAAAAUCGGUAUAAGCGCCUCAAUGCAUUAGCAAUGCCAACAUUGUAUCUACCAGGUAACAUCGGCAAAAUCACCAAAAUAGCUAAUAGUGGUAUUAGUGGUUCUGAACCUGCCAUUCCAGCUGUGAUACCUCCACUUCAUGAUACAAAUACAGGUGAACCAAACCACAUACCAUCGACAGCAGCUGUAUUGUCAGAACACAAUUACAGUGCUAUAAGCAGAACCAGUAGGAAUAUGUUGUCUAAAGCUGUGCCGCUUAACUAUCAAUGCAUGCAGAUGAAACCACUUCAUUAUAAGAUGAAAAUCAUGCAUAAUAAGAUAUGUUGUUUGCGAAAAAAAGUACAAUGUUUUAAGGAAAGAUUUGCUGCUACUCAAAAACUGUGCAACAAUCUGGCUUUCAGACAUGUCACAAAAAAUAUGACAAAAGCGGCACAACUUUUUGCUCACAUGCAGCUACAGAGCACCAAGAAGCCCAAAGAAACUGUACGAGAAAAAGAGGUGAGCGAUCGGCUCUGCACGCUCAUCUUUGAUGAAAUGUCAAUUACUCCACAAAUAAUGUAUAAUGCGCAGAAAGAUACACUUGAAGGUUUUGCUUCAAAUAAAGAAUCUGCAUUUGCUGAUCACGUCCUAGUGUUCAUGGUCAAGGGAGUUAUAAGUAAUUUUAAGCAGCCAGUAGCAUAUUACUUUACUAAUAGUUUAAAUAAGAUAACACUUAAAAAUAUCAUUAAAAGUGUCAUUGAGCACACACUUGAGACUGGGCUUAUCAUUACAAGUACAGUAUGCGAUCAAAGCCCAGUUAAUGUUGGAGCGAUUACUGAAUUAAUUAAUGAAACAAGAGCUUCAUACUUGCGGCGCAACAAAAAUUGGAAUAAAGACAUGUUCCGUGUUAAAAAUCAAAAUAUAAUUCCAUUAUAUGAUACUCCACAUCUAAUAAAAGGAAUCAGAAAUAAUAUAAUCACAAAAGAUUUAAUAUAUACCAUAGAUGGCCAAGAAAAAAUUAUCAAGUGGGAAUAUUUCCAAUUAGUGUAUAAUGCAGACAAGUCUUACAAAGAGUUGCGUCUCCUCAAUAAAUUAACUGAAGCACAUGUGAUUCCCGAAAAAAUUAAUAAAAUGCGGGUCAAAUCAGCAACACAGUUAUUUAGUCACAGUGUUGCUGUAGUGACUGAACAUUUAACAGCAAGAGGUGACCUUCCUAAUGAAUGCCGACAAUUAAUAGAUUUUAUUUUGUUACUUGAUAAUCUGUUUGAUUCAUUAAAUGUUAGCAGUUUAUCUGUUGAAAAUGGUAAAAUUUAUAAAGGGCCUAUUAAACGCAAUUCACCUCAUCAUCAAUUAUGGCAAAAAGCUAAAGAAAUAUUAAAAACCACAAAAUAUAUUAAGAAAGUUAGAUUUGGAGAUAAAACACGAUUGACAGAAACUAUUGCACCAUCUAUAACAAAUUUAAUUAAAACUGUAGAGGGUAUAGAAUCUCUUUGGAAGUUAUUGUCUAGAAAAUAUGGCAUUGAUGCAAUGUUGACAAGAAAUUUCAACCAAGACCCUAUAGAAAACUUUUUCGGGAAUAUCAGGAGUUAUGGUGUUAGAAACAUUGCUCCAAAUACUGUCUCAUUUGAGGGGGCCUUCAAGGCUUUGAUGAUAAAUAAUUAUAGUGAGCCCCAUUCAAGUGGAGCAAAUUGUGAAGAAGAUCACAAUGAGUGUCUUCAAAGUUUGGACUUCUUCCUUAAAGAUAAGAACAUAAUAACUCCUGAUAUCCCUGAUACUAAUGAUACUAUUCAUUUUAACAGUGAAAUUUGCUUUGACCAAUCCAAUGAAAUUGACGCUGGUCAAAGCAAUUAUGUCUGCGGAUGGGUUUUAAAGAGAUGCCUUAAAUUUAUAAUAAAAGGUUGUCAACAUUGCAAACAAACAUUGUUUGAAAAUGAUAUAUCAAAUGACAAUAAUUCAUAUAUCUAUGCCAAAGAGUACAUGAAUAAAAAAUGGCUGUGCUAUCCUAAUAAAGAAGUGGAAUCGUAUUUCAAAGAAAUCCAGAAUAUGACCACUUCUUUUUUAAAAAAAAAUGUACCCAAAACAGGUUUGAAGAAAAAUAUUGUUUUGUUUCUGGACAUUCUAUCUGAUUGUCCUUUUAAGUGUGUUGAACAUAAAAAUAAAUUAAAAACAUAUUUUAUAAAUAUGACAAUCAAUGUUUUAGUUUAUAGUUGGUGCAGAAGUGUCAAUCGUAUUUUGAGCGGCAAAUUAACUGUUAAAGAUGAAGAUGAUGAGGUCAAAAUUGCAGCCCAAAAUUAUUUUAAUAAGCACAAGAACUAUAAAAAUAGAAAA
Molecule: messenger RNA, 2502 nt
Organism: Brenthis ino (lesser marbled fritillary)
Lineage: Eukaryota; Metazoa; Arthropoda; Insecta; Lepidoptera; Nymphalidae
Source: the annotation of a GenBank genome assembly